Molecule: messenger RNA, 1371 nt
Organism: Danaus chrysippus (African queen)
Lineage: Eukaryota; Metazoa; Arthropoda; Insecta; Lepidoptera; Nymphalidae
Source: the annotation of a GenBank genome assembly
AUGCUGUUGGCUGUAGUGUUGUUAGUAUUUGUUGUUCUGGGUGCUUGGGUUCAUUGGCGGUACAAGAACAGAAAGCUGUUGGAAAUCUCUAAGAAAAUACCAGGACCACCAACUAUUCCGAUACUAGGCAACGCUCUUUAUUUCAUGUGCCGCCCUGAAGAAAUGAUAAAGAUUACUAAAGAGUUAAUCAAGGAGUAUGGCUCCAUUCUAAGGUUCUGGCUUGGACCUGAUUUAAAUAUUGUUGUUAGCAAUCCAGAUGACAUAAAGAUUUUACUAACUAACAACAAGGUCAGCGUAAAAGGUCCUCAGUAUAAAUACAUGUCAGAUUUAAUCGGAGUUGGUAUUUUAAGUGGAUCAGGGUCAAAAUGGCGAAAGCAUAGAAAAGUCGUUAUACCAAAUUAUGGAAAACGAGCGGUUGAAAGCUAUAAUGACGUUUGCUACAGAGAGGCUGAAAUACUUGUUGAUAAUUUAUAUAAAGUACACCAGGAUGGUGUACAAGAUAUAUACAAACAUAUAGUUAAAACCACCAGCUACAUUGUAUGUCAAUCGUUAAUGGGUUUCACCAGAGAUGAAACCUCAAGGAUUCCUUGUUUGCAAAAUGUUAUAGAUGAAAGUCCAAGAAAAGAAGCAUUAAAGAACAUAAAUGAAGAUGAUUUAGAAUUAUUAAAUUCAGAACAGGAUUCAAUGAGAAAUACAAAGUUAUCGGUCAUCGAUAGAUUGAUACUGUCCCAAGAAUUAAACGACAAAGAGCUGAUAGAAGAAACGUUCACACUAUUUACAUCUAGUCAAGAGGCAACCGCAAAGAUAACGUCUUUUUUGCUGCUCAUGAUGGCAUAUCAUCCUAAAUGUCAGGACGAAUUGUAUUCGGAAAUAUUAAAUGUCAUAGGCAAUAAUCACGGUCCAAUAAUUGAAGACGAUCUAAAGCGUAUGCCAUACUUGGAAAAGUGUUACAAGGAAGUGUUAAGGCUAUACCCUAUUGGUGUCAUGUUACAAAGGACUGUCACAGAUGACGUUGAAAUAAGUACAUGCACACUGCCAGCAGGUUCAUCUCUUGUUAUUCCCAUUUUCAAUUUACAUCGUGACCCAAGAUUUUGGGAAGACCCUGAAGCUUUUGAUCCAGAAAGAUUUUCAACAGAGAAUACGAAGAAACGGAACCCUUUCUGUUAUAUUCCAUUCAGUUUAGGACCAAUGGAUUGUCUAGGGAGAUUCCUUGCAGGAAAAUUCAUUAAGACCAUAGCAAUAACGGUGUUGCGAGAAUUCCGACUAUCAUCAAUAAACGAAUAUAAAGAUCUCAACGUGAUUAUGGCCAUAUCAGCUAAAUCUGCAAAUGGUUACCCCGUUGUUUUAACACCUCGACAACAAUGCAAUUGA